AUGGCAAGCACGAUGCUUGGCUUAUCUCUGCUUAUGAUAUUGGUAUCGAUCGUGGUGUCGGAGCUGUGCAACCCGGAAGACAAGAAAGUGUUGCUCCAAAUCAAGAAGGAUCUCAACAACCCUUACCUGCUUGCCUCGUGGGACCCAGACACCGAUUGCUGCCAUUGGUACACCAUCACAUGCGACCGCAAAACGCACCGCAUCAACUCCCUCACUCUUUUCUCCGACACAAAUUUCACGGCCCAAAUCCCACCUUCCGUGGGCCUACUCCCAUACCUCGAGACCCUCGAGUUCCAUAAGCUCCCGAAGCUCACGGGCCCAAUCCAGCCCGCCAUCGCCAAGCUCACUAACCUCAAGUUCCUCCGCAUAAGCUGGACCAACGUCUCGGGCCCGGUUCCCUCCUUCCUGACCCGCCUCACAAACCUCACAUUCUUGAACCUCUCGUUCAACAACCUCACCGGUUCAAUCCCCGGUUCACUCUCCCAGCUCCCCAACCUCGGCACACUCCACCUGGACCGCAACCACCUCACCGGUUCAAUCCCUCGCUCUUUCGGGUCCUUCAACUCCAGCCCAGAUAUCUACCUCUCUCACAACAACCUCUCUGGGCCCAUCCCAACCUCGCUGGGGAACCUCAACUUCACAGUCCUGGAUCUGUCCCGGAACAAGCUCGUGGGUGACGCGUCAGCGCUUUUCGGGCCCAAUAAGAUGGUCCAGAUAGUGGACCUGUCGAGGAACCAACUAUCGUUCGAUCUAACGAACGUGGAGUUCCCCGCGAGCCUGACAUCGUUGGAUCUGAAUCAUAAUAAGGUGUACGGUAAGCUUCCUCAAGGGUUGACCGCACUGAAUCUUCAGUACCUGAACGUUAGUUAUAACAGGCUUUGCGGGCAGAUUCCAGUGGGUGGGAAGCUGCAAAGUUUCGAAGUUUACUCGUAUUUGCAUAACAAGUGCCUGUGUGGGUCCCCUCUUCCCAGCUUUCAUGAUGAUGAGACAUCACAGUAUUCCCACAGCCCACAGGAAAGGAAUUGGCAACAUGCAGUAUAUACGUUCCCCAUCGCACUCUAUAAAUUUUCAACGCUCUCCAUUCUCAUUCCAUCGAAAAUGGAAUCCACGUUUGGAUUAUGCUUCCUCACGUUCCUGUUGUUAUCUCCACUUGCAUUCUCGGAGCUGUGCAACCCACAAGACAAGAAAGUGCUUCUCCAAAUAAAGAAGGACAUGAACAACCCUUACCUCUUAGCCUCGUGGAACCCUGACACCGAUUGCUGCGACUGGUAUUGUGUCGAAUGCGACUCCAAAACGCACCGCAUCAACUCCCUCGUGAUGUUAUCCUCUGUGCCAGAUACCAAUUUAUCAGGCUACAUACCACCCUCAGUCGGUGACCUCCCUUACCUUGAGACCCUCGAGUUCCACAAGCUCCCCAAACUCAUCGGCCCAAUUCAGCCCGCCAUCGCCAAGCUCACCAAACUCAAGUACCUCACUAUCAGCUGGACCAAUAUCUCCGGCCCAGUUCCCGAUUUCUUGGCCCAACUCACAAACCUGGAGUUCAUCGACCUUUCCUUUAAUAACCUCUCCGGCUCCAUACCUGCCUCACUUUCCCACUUGCAAAAUCUCUUGUCUUUAGGCUUGGACCGGAACAAGCUCACGGGCCCAAUCCCAGACUCAUUUGGGACAUUCAAGAAGCCAGGCCCAAGUAUCAUCCUAUCCCACAACCAGCUUUCGGGGCCCAUUCCAGCCUCCUUGGGCAACUUAGACCCCCAAAGGAUAGACUUUUCAAGGAACAAGCUGGAAGGCGAUGCCUCCGUGCUCUUCGGGCGCAACAAAACGACACAGAUUCUUGACGUUUCGAGGAACUUGUUGGAGUUCGAUUUAUCCAAAGUGGAGUUCGCCACGAGCUUGAUAUCGUUGGAUCUGAAUCACAACAAGAUCUAUGGCAGCAUUCCCGUGGGAUUGACCGCAGUGGAUUUUUUGCAGGGGUUCAACGUCAGCUAUAAUCGGUUGUGUGGGGAGAUUCCUCAGGGUGGAAGAUUGCAAAGGUUCGAUGUGUAUUCCUAUUUUCACAACAAGUGUUUGUGUGGGCCCCCACUUCCUAGCUGCAAGUGAACUUAUAAUAUGAUACUUCAAUCAUAUUAUUCUAACUCAAAUAAAAUAUAUCUUCCUUUUCCAUCAAUAUUUCUGUUUCUGUAGACACUUAAAUAUAGUGUCAAACUUUACAUUCAUCUCUCUGUAGUGCUACAAAAUAAAGAACAGCUUUUUUAUUCUGAAUGAGCACAUUUGGCGA
Messenger RNA from Abrus precatorius (Indian licorice), 2275 nucleotides. Its product is annotated as receptor-like protein 53. Lineage: Eukaryota; Viridiplantae; Streptophyta; Magnoliopsida; Fabales; Fabaceae. Gene Ontology annotation, molecular function: protein binding. The transcript has 3 exons. Bases 1 to 2097 code for a protein of 698 amino acids. The record is from RefSeq and is a predicted model, not a curated record.